AAAAUUAUUAAACGAGAAAGAGCGUUCAACUUGGCUUAUAUUGAAUCAAAGAUAAAAAAGAAAGAUGAACUUGCUAAAUUGCCUCAAAAAAAUCAAACAUUAGGGAAUGAUAAUAUAUGUCAAUCAAAAUGCAAAGAGAAAUUUCGAACUGGAUUUGAUAUGAUUAAGGUACAUCUAGCUUUCGGCACCAUUGGAGUUCCAUCCGUGAUUGACGAAAUAGAUUUAAUGCUAUUUUGUCGAUUAGAUAUGCAACACGAUAAUUGCUUAAAGGAUUGUGGUUUUUCAAUAAAAUUCAAUAUAAGAGAUUUCAUAUGUUAUGCACAUCGCUGUCGACUGCUGCUUUGUGAUUUGCAAUGCACUAAAAGCGCAAUAUUCCAAGCGAAUGAUGCACAGUCCUCGAGGCGUGCAAUGGAGUUUCUCAUAAGCUAUAGCAGAAAACAGGUGGAAAUUAUUUUUUUCAGAAAAACUAAAGAAUCGUGCAGAGAAAACCUAGAUCUCUAUUUGCAACAACUAUGA
Molecule: messenger RNA, 516 nt
Organism: Dracunculus medinensis (Guinea worm)
Lineage: Eukaryota; Metazoa; Nematoda; Chromadorea; Rhabditida; Dracunculidae
Source: the annotation of a GenBank genome assembly